AUGGCGGAUUCGUCAAGAGAUAGCUCUGUACCUCCUCACAUGAAAGCUUGGAUGUACUGUGAAUAUGAAAGAACAAAACAAGUGUUAAAGAUUGAAGAAAGUGUGGUUUUGCCUCAACUCAAGCACGCCCAGGUUCUCAUCAAACUUCUUGCCACUGCUCUUAAUCCCAUUGAUUAUCACAGGAUGAGAAGCUGUUUCAAGCACAACGACUUUCUUUUUCCAGUGUUAUUCUUAACUGGCACAAUGCUUGGAACACUUACUACACCAAGUUUUGAUGUUGGUGGAGUGGUAAUGAGAGUGGAAAGGGAAGUGAAUAAGUUUAAAGAAGGUGAAGAACUGUAUGGUGAUAUCAUUAAAGAUGUGGAACAUUUGAAGCAGUUUGGAUCAUUAUUGGCUCAAUAUACAGUUGCAGAAGAGAGAUUGUUGACUCACAAGUCUCCUAAUCUGAGGUUUUGUGAAGCUGCAAGCCUUCCUCUUGCCAUUGGGACUACUUUUGGAAGCCUUAAGUGCGUGGGACUUUCUCAUGGCCAAUCAAUUCUUGUAUACAAUCAAAAGAAAGAUUGGUAG
Messenger RNA from Neltuma alba, 567 nucleotides. Its product is annotated as 2-methylene-furan-3-one reductase-like. The coding region runs from base 1 to 567 and encodes 188 amino acids. The transcript is spliced from 2 exons. NCBI's taxonomy places the organism in Eukaryota, Viridiplantae, Streptophyta, Magnoliopsida, Fabales, Fabaceae. The record is from RefSeq and is a predicted model, not a curated record. Gene Ontology annotation, molecular function: oxidoreductase activity, acting on the CH-CH group of donors, NAD or NADP as acceptor.